Molecule: messenger RNA, 3241 nt
Organism: Camarhynchus parvulus
Lineage: Eukaryota; Metazoa; Chordata; Aves; Passeriformes; Thraupidae
Gene: PDE2A
Product: phosphodiesterase 2A
Exons: 31
Coding region: 1-2832 (943 amino acids)
Biological process (GO): positive regulation of gene expression; negative regulation of receptor guanylyl cyclase signaling pathway; regulation of mitochondrion organization
Cellular component (GO): mitochondrial inner membrane; mitochondrial matrix; nucleus
Molecular function (GO): 3',5'-cyclic-AMP phosphodiesterase activity; 3',5'-cGMP-stimulated cyclic-nucleotide phosphodiesterase activity; 3',5'-cyclic-GMP phosphodiesterase activity
Source: RefSeq, a predicted model, not a curated record
AUGGGCCAGGGCUGCGGACACUCCAUUCUCUGCCGGAGCCAGCCGUACCAGGCGGCCGCAUCUGACAUCCGCGGGUUCCUGCGGGCGGGGGACGCCGCUCCCGGCCCCGAGGCGCUACAGGAUGCUCUGCUGAGCCUGGGGGCUGCGCUUGAUGCCACCUCCCUGCGCGAUGCCCUCCGCCAUGCCCUUGUCACCCUGCUGCCCACCGUGGAGCACGUCUACAUCUACCUGCUGGAUGGGGACACACGGCUGCUCUGCGAUGACCCCCCCCACGAGCUGCCGCCCAACGGGAAGCUCAGAGAUGCUGUGCAGAAGCAGAAGCGGCUGGAAUGUGGGGGGCUGCUCCCUGCAGAGCUCCCUGGCCGGCACCUGGGACCCCUGGCAGCGCCCCUGGCCCCUGGCACACAAGUGCUCAUCAUCCCGCUGGUGGACAAGAACAGUGGGGCUGUGGUUUGUGUCAUCCUGGUGCACUGUGGCCAGCUGAGUGACUCAGAUGAGCAGAACCUGCGUGCGCUAGAGAGACACGCCCUGGUGGCAGUCCGGCGCCUGCAAGCCCUGCAGAAGCUGCAGCCCUGGCCCCAGGUCAGCCUCUCCACCAGCUCCUCCCAGACCUCUCUGGCCAAGCCUGAGAAGGCACCUGACAGCAGCUAUAGUGACCUGGACUGCAAGAUCCUACAGCUCUGUGGGGAGCUGUAUGACCUGGAUGCCGCCUCGCUGCAGCUCAAGGUCAUCAACUACCUGAAGCAGGAGACCCAGUCUCUGUGCUGCUGCCUCCUGCUCGUCUCUGAGGACAACCACCAGCUCUUCUGCCAGGUGGUGGGGGACCGUGUCCUGGAUGAGGAGAUCAGCUUUUCACUCACCUUUGGGCGCCUGGGGCAGGUGGUGGAGGACAAGAAGCCCAUCACCCUGAAAGACGUCAGUGAGGAGGAGCACAAGCAGCUGAGCAGCAUGCUGGGCUGCGAGGUCACCUCCAUGCUCUGUGUCCCUGUCAUUAGCCGGGCCACCUCCCAGGUGGUGGCACUGGCCUGCGCCUUCAACAAACUGAGUGGGGAGAGCUUCACAGACACGGACGAGCACAAGAUCCAGCACUGCUUCUGCUACACCUCCACGGUGCUCACGAGCACCCUGGCCUUCCAGAAGGAGCAGAAGCUCAAGUGUGAGUGCCAGGCCCUGCUGCAGGUGGCCAAGAACCUCUUCACCCACUUGGAUGAUGUCUCUGUCCUGCUGCAGGAGAUCAUUACGGAGGCCCGGAACCUCAGCAAUGCUGAGAUAUGCUCUGUGUUCCUGCUGGACCGGCUCAGUCACGAGCUGGUGGCCAAGGUGUUCGAUGGUGGAGUGGUGGAUGACGAGAGCUACGAGAUCCGCAUCCCAGCAGACCAGGGCAUCGCUGGGCACGUGGCCACCACGGGCAAGAUCCUGAACAUCAAGGAUGCCUACUCACACCCGCUCUUCUACCGCGGGGUGGAUGACAGCACCGGCUUCCGCACCCGCAACAUCCUCUGUUUCCCCAUCAAGAAUGAGAGCCAGGAGGUCAUUGGGGUGGCAGAGCUGGUCAACAAGAUCAAUGGCCCUUGGUUCAGCAAGUUCGAUGAGGACCUGGCCACUGCCUUCUCCAUCUACUGCGGCAUCAGCAUCGCCCAUUCCCUGCUGUACAAGAAGGUGAAUGAGGCACAGUACCGAAGCCACCUGGCCAAUGAGAUGAUGAUGUACCACAUGAAGGUGUCUGAUGAUGAGUACACCAAACUGCUGAGCGAGGGCAUCCAGCCUGUGUCCACCAUUGACCCCAACUUUGCCAGCUUCACCUACACACCACGCUCACUGCCUGAGGACGACACCUCCAUGGCCAUCCUGAGCAUGCUGCAAGACAUGAAUUUCAUCAACAACUACAAGAUGGACCGUCAGACACUCACCAGGUUCUGCCUGAUGGUAAAGAAGGGGUACCGUGACCCCCCCUACCACAACUGGAUGCACGCCUUCUCCGUCUCCCACUUCUGCUACCUGCUCUACAAGAACCUGGAGCUCGUUAACUACCUGGAAGACAUCGAGAUCUUUGCCCUCUUCAUCUCCUGCAUGUGCCAUGACCUGGACCACAGAGGAACAAAUAACUCCUUCCAGGUGGCCUCGAAAUCGGUCCUGGCCGCGCUCUACAGUUCAGAGGGCUCUGUCAUGGAGAGGCAUCACUUUGCCCAAGCCAUUGCUAUCCUCAACAGCCAAGGCUGCAACAUCUUUGACCACUUCUCCAGAAAGGACUACCAGCGCAUGCUGGACUUGAUGCGGGACAUCAUCCUGGCCACCGACCUGGCCCACCACCUCCGCAUCUUCAAGGAUCUCCAGAAAAUGGCAGAAGUGGGAUAUGACCCCAAGAACAAGCAGCACCGCAGCCUGCUGCUCUGCCUGCUCAUGACCUCCUGUGACCUGUCUGACCAGACCAAGGGCUGGAAGACCACCAGGAAGAUUGCAGAGCUGAUCUACAAGGAGUUCUUCUCCCAGGGUGACCUGGAGAAAGCCAUGGGGAACAGCCCACUGGAGAUGAUGGACCGGGAGAAGGCCUACAUCCCCGAGCUCCAGAUCAGCUUCAUGGAGCACAUUGCCAUGCCCAUCUACAAAUUGCUGCAGGAUCUCUUCCCCAAGGCAGCGGAGCUCUACGAGCGGGUGGCCAGCAACCGGGAGCAGUGGACCAAGGUCUCCCACAAAUUCACCAUCCGGGGGUUGCCCAGUAACAACUCCCUGGACUUUCUGGAUGAGGAAUAUGACCCACAGGCCCCUGACCCCCAGCUCAAUGGCUGCCUGGAACCUGAGGUGGGGCAGCCCGCCGAGGCUGGGGCUGAGUGAAGAAGGCGACGGGGGGCCACAGCCAUGGCUGGGCUGGGAGCAUCCCCAAGCCUCAUCCCCCAGCUCCUGGGGAGGAGGUUUGGGGGGAUAUCAGUGAAUCUGGACUACCACAGCAAGGGCUGUGUGCUGCCAGCAGCCGCCACUGGUCCUUCCCCACCACUGAGUGACUAUCUCCUCCCUCCGGGGCGGGUGUUCAGGUGUCCCGUCCACCUGGUAGUCCAUGGGACACUGCCUUGGUGGCUGGGAGCACCAAGGGACCCAGUGGGGCUGGGGGAUGGAUGUGCUUUAAGCUGCCUUAAGACUGCAGGUCCUGUCCCCAUGGGGUGACAAUAAGUACGAUGUCCUUGUUGGAAGCACCCAUAGAGGGCUGGGUCACCAUGACAUGGGUGUGCAUGGGUCAGCAGGACAG